Spodoptera litura is the source of this 2716-nucleotide messenger RNA. RefSeq lists its product as uncharacterized. Gene Ontology annotation, molecular function: growth factor activity. NCBI's taxonomy places the organism in Eukaryota, Metazoa, Arthropoda, Insecta, Lepidoptera, Noctuidae. The record is from RefSeq and is a predicted model, not a curated record.
CAGGUUACCACAGCUUGCCGUCUCUGCGAAGAUAUUGUGCCUCCUGAUGGUGGUGGUCUGCGGUGCGGUGCCAUCGAUGGUAGUCCGGUCGGUUCGCCUCUACAGCCAGUGCUCCCAUAUGUACGUCAACGUGUUUCCAAACGGUACCGUCAUGGCUCGCUCCGAUGGAAACGACCAGCCGAAUCUCACCAUGAGUAUCAGCGGCAUCAACUUAGAGCUGCUAAUCCACUCUCCUAUGCAGGACAUGUACCUCUGCUUCAACCGGUCCCGACUAGUGGGCAGACGAUUGACUUACUUCCAAGCGGAGAGACAACCCAACUGCCUAUUCAAAGAGGAGUUUGUGGACGGCUACAACAGAUACCACCUGGUGAAGAACGAAGACCGCUACAUAGGGUUCAACCGGAGGGGCCUGCAGCUGCGGCGCGGGAAGAGCCGGCUCACGGAGCGCCUGCACAAGUGUUUCUCUUUCAUGAUCGAGGCCCAAGACUUCGACGUCGACAGGCACAACCUAGAGCGCGCCGGCAACAUGCUCAGGUCCCGCCCGGUGCGUCCGCAGCGUAGGCACCGGCCGUCGGCGCCGUGCCACGGCACGCGUCACCACCACGGCCGGCCUCAGAGGCGGAGGAACUGCGACGGCACGUAGGCCGCACGCACCCUCAACACAUUAGCAGCAUUUACGCUUCAACGCUUCGCGCGUUCCGUUGCCAGCUGUCGAUGGACAUUGUGAGUGGACAGAGUAUUAGUCAACUAUCGCAGUAUUAUUACAGUGACGUGAACUGGAUAGCGUUAGGUUAGCUCGGCCGCGGUGGCCGCGGCGUUUCAAACGCCGCAUGAAUGGUAGCUGAAGCGAGAGAGUAAACAUUUGAAUGGGAAAAAAACGCCGAGCCGGGACGACGUCCGGAGCUGUGAAAUUCCUUAAGCUCGUGUAACAUUGUGGCGCUCGUUUGCUCUUGUGCCAGCGGUCGGACUCGUGCUCUAAAAGGAAAAAAGGUUUUUCUGUGGAAAGAGCAAAUAGUAGUCUCGGCAGUCACGAGUGUUGCGCCGGACCACCGCUGCAUCGACCGUCGCGUGGGGAACAACUUGGACAACGCGUUGGAAGUCUGGGUAGCCCUCGAUUGUACCGGCUGGCUCGCCAUCAGUGUAGCAAAAACGCCUUUACGUCAAUUCUCAGUGUGUUAUUAUUUAAAAUGCUUUAUUAUUAAGUACGGAUCGUGUUAUCUGCUUGUAAAUAUAAUAAAAAUAAUUGUGUUUACUUAUUUAUCAAACAAAUGUUAAUCAGAAAUUUGUAAACGUAGGUAUUAGAUGUAAAGUUGUAUUAAAAUGUUUUGUAUUUAAUUAUGGGUAUUUAAUCUAUCCGACCAACCGCUCUCUUGUGAUUAGCCACAGUCGCUAUGACCUAGUUUUCUUUACUAACUCCAUGUACUGAAACUUUUCCUUACUACUGUUCAUUUGAAUAUAUUUUCCGGUCGAUUUGUGAAUUUGAUUGUAUGGUUUCGAGCGCUUUGUAUAUAUUAUUUUAAGAGUUUGUAUGAGAGUGAUAGGUACUUGAAUCUCUUUUGUCGAAGUCAUCCCGAUUUCUGGCGAUUCUUAGGAUGUUUUUUCUAUGAUAAAGUUGCCAGUUUCAUUAACAUUAUAAGUUGGAAUAUGGUAGAAGUCAGUAUCGAGUGUUCUGCUGUUAUCCAUAUGUUUGUCACCGUCAAUACAUAUAAAGGACAUUUAUAAUCUUAAUAUUUUAAUAAGAUCUGUGCCAUAGUGUCGUGGCAGUGUAUCUAUGUGUUCGCAUUAUAACUAGUGUGUUAAUUUCGUCUGUAAACUUGGAGUAGAUAAAAAUAUUAAACUUAAGAAAAUAUAACAGAAUUUAUUUAACUUUGCAAUCAUAUUCAGGAGGAAAACAUGGAAUAUUACGUAAUUUUCUUAUAAGUAAGCAGUAUUGAUACAUAAUUUUAGUGAAAAUAUUUGGGAAAUUUGUCGAUAACAGAUUACCUUUGAAUGCCCACCAUUGAACAAAUGCGUACAUUAGUGAACUGUUGGAAAUUAUUGCAAAGUUAAUAUGAAAAUUUAGUGAAAAUAAUAUUUGUAUCAUGUACCCAGUGUAUUCAGAUUACAAGUAAAGUUAUCGAUUAAUGUCGAACAUUAAAGUGGAGUGAGUAACCCGUUGAUCGCGAUAACACAAGACCUAGCAAGGUUUUCCAACCUUUAACAUCUUGCGAGCACAUUUCCAAUAGUGCUCAUAACUCUGUACGGACAACACAUAAAAUUGUACUGAAUAAUGUUCGCUAUUAAUCUCGAGUUGCCGUUGUCACCAUCGAUGUAUUAUAUACGUUGCUUUACAUUCCACCAUUAUUAUAUAAAACAUUAAACAUAGAAAACAAACCGUAAAAGACAUUGAAACAUUCCAAACAAUGUAUACAGUACAACCAAUAUAACUUGACUCGUCCGAAGUACGCUACAAGCGUAUCGUUGUCGCUGUCGCUCGCUGUCUCCGCGCUACUGACAUCUCCCUCAUUCACAUUAACGCCUAACUUCAUAGAGGUCAAGAUAUGUUAGCUGUGCUGUUUAAUAGUUAACAAAAUAUGCGCUUAUAUACAUAAUAAAUUUGUUAUAAUAACUUGACACUGUCUUAUGUAUUACUGUGUCUAAUUAUAAGUAUUCCGAUGCUGAGAACGAAAUAUAAUUGCUAAGAAAAAUUACGAAAUUAAAUCAUAUUUAACUCGCA